AUGGUUUUCUCCCCUUUGACCUCUCCGUGGCUCCCCCCAGGACGUUCCCAGCACCAAAUUCCUGCUGGGGAGGAAGGAAAAGAAGGCGGUGUGAGAAAGCUUAGCACACACACACACACAAAAAGAAAAGAAAAGCACGUAUGGCUAGAAAAAAUAAGAUAUAUAUAUAUAUAUAAAAUAAGAAAGCAGGCUCAGAGAGAGCUCAACCUCCACCCUGAUCCCAAAACCUCGAGGUUGGGGAUGAUGCCCGGCGCACGCAUGGGGCGUUAUCCCGACGGGGCGUUGCGUUUGGGGAAAUAUUUAACCACGUCGGCGUCACCGUGUGGGGCAGGCAGUGCAGGCAUGGAGGGCAGUGAGUGCCUACAGCUGCUGCUGCGCCGCUGCCGUGAGGCCAAAGAUUGUGCUUACUGCCCCUACAGCCGCUUCCCCGUGGGCGCCGCGCUGCUCACCGCCAGCGGGGAGAUCUUCUCCGGGUGCAACGUGGAGAAUGCCUGCUACAGCCUCGGGGUGUGCGCUGAGCGCACGGCCAUCCAGAAAGCCAUCUCCGAGGGGCACACAAGAUUCAGGGCCAUGGCCAUUGCCAGCGACAUGGAGGACUUCAUCACGCCUUGCGGAGCCUGCAGACAGGUGAUGAGAGAGUUUGGCACAGACUGGGACGUCUACCUGACCAAACCUGAUGGCACCUACAUUGUGAAGACGCUACAGGAGCUCCUUCCGCUCUCCUUUGGCCCUGAGGACCUGCAGAAGGCAUGAACUGCACACCUGCAUUUCCCUUUCAGCGCUGGGGGUGAUGGAUUAUUCCUCCUACUUUCCCUUUAUGCACGUGGCUCCACGGGAACAAUGCCAAGUGAAAGGGUUUGCUGAGUGGAUGUUGCUUGGAUCCAAGGCUGCAAAACUGGGGACAAAAAGCAAUUUCAGCUCAAAGUCCGCAACAUUAUCCAUCAGCCAUUUGUGCACAGGCAGCUCGGUGUUCAGUGGGCUGUCACUGUGGUGUCACUGCUACUUUUUGCCUAUUUUUCUCCUUUUUUGCUCCUGUGAGGACAAAGAGGAAUUCUGGGGGUGUUCACUGAUUGUCCUGGCAAUUAAAUUAUGCGCAAUAGAAAAAAAAAAAUAAUAAUGUUACUUUAAUGA
Molecule: messenger RNA, 1131 nt
Organism: Tympanuchus pallidicinctus (lesser prairie-chicken)
Lineage: Eukaryota; Metazoa; Chordata; Aves; Galliformes; Phasianidae
Gene: CDA
Product: cytidine deaminase
Exons: 4
Coding region: 1-753 (250 amino acids)
Cellular component (GO): cytosol
Molecular function (GO): cytidine deaminase activity; zinc ion binding
Source: RefSeq, a predicted model, not a curated record